AUGUCCCACGAGAAGGUCCUGACCACCGCGGCGCCGCCGCCUCUCCCGCAGUUCUCCCAAGCCAUCAAGUACAACGGCAUGGUCUACUGCUCCGGCAACAUCGGCGUUCUGCCCGAUAGGCCCGGCAUGGUUCAGGCCGAGGGAACCGUCAAGGACCGCACCCGCCAAGCUCUCAAGAACCUCUCCGCCGUCCUCGAGGCUUCGGGAAGCAGCCUCCGAAACGUCGUCAAGGUGAACGUGUACAUUACCAAAAUGGACGACUUCGCCACUAUGAACGAGGCGUACGACGAGUUCUUCACCUUCGACCCCAAGCCCGCUCGGACUUGCGUGGCUGUCUACCAGCUGCCGCUGGGCACCGAUGUCGAGAUCGAGUGCACGGCGUUCCUUGACAAGCCUGCCGAGAAGCUCUAA
This is a messenger RNA of Colletotrichum truncatum, 411 nucleotides long. Its product is annotated as endoribonuclease l-psp. Gene Ontology annotation, cellular component: cytosol; mitochondrion. Gene Ontology annotation, molecular function: deaminase activity. The record is from RefSeq and is a predicted model, not a curated record. Lineage: Eukaryota; Fungi; Ascomycota; Sordariomycetes; Glomerellales; Glomerellaceae.